Messenger RNA from Periophthalmus magnuspinnatus, 29478 nucleotides. Its product is annotated as muscle-specific protein 300 kDa-like. The record is from RefSeq and is a predicted model, not a curated record. The coding region runs from base 190 to 29478 and encodes 9762 amino acids. Lineage: Eukaryota; Metazoa; Chordata; Actinopteri; Gobiiformes; Gobiidae. The transcript is spliced from 5 exons. Gene Ontology annotation, biological process: regulation of apoptotic process.
ACACACACACUCCGCACCAUGUGACUAUGUUGUGAUAUAGAACGUUCACAUUUAACAGACCUGAGUUUAACACCAAGAAACAAAGUCCUUCCAAACUCCUGAGACCAGCCACUGCUUCAACCAAAACAAAAACACAAACAUGAGGUCUGUAACCUUGUUUACAAUAACAGGAAGAAGUGAUUAAAGAGUAUGGCUGGAUCAAGACCAGAGUUUGCGAUCACCUUCCUGGAGGACUUCAGGGAGGAGAUCAUCGCUCGAACAACAUGCCCUGAAGACAUUGUAGAAGCCUGGACGUCCCAAGAGCUGAUCUCAGAAGAGGAGAGGGCAGCCAUCAGUCAUGCUUUAACACCAGCAGACCAAAUGAGGGCGCUGUUUGACACUGUGGAGAGAGGGACACCACAGAUGCAAUCCAACUUUUACCAUCUUCUGAAGGAAAAGGAGGCUGAGCUUGUGGCAGAGCUGGAGAAAAGAUGCCUUAACAACAAGCUGACUCAAACAGAACUGACAUGGACACAGGCCAAACCAGAAAUGAACAUUCAAUCUAAAAAGGGGACAAUUAUAAGACAGAAACAACUCAUACAUGAAAUAAUCAGUGAAGCUAGAACCAUUUGGAAAGACAGGAAGCUGGAGAAGGAGGCGUUCCACAUUUUAAACAAAGCGACCAGAUUAAUGAAAGAGAUCGAACAGCUCUGGGAAACGAUGGAACAUGAGGAGAAUGCACAAAAAUACAAAAAUGAUAUGGAUAAAAAUUACAUAAAUGAAAUGCAUUUAAAAGUCCAAAGUGAAAAAUGGGAGUUGGAACAGAUAAAAACUGAAAUUCAGAUAGAGAAAACGAAGUUAGAACAAGAUCGACAGGUCGCUAAGGCAGAACUGGAUGAAUUAAACAAUUUGAGAGAAAACAUUGAAAUACAAAAUAAAGAGCUAGAUGAGAAGUUAUGCCGUAUGAAGACACAGAUCCGCGAGAUGGAAGCAGCUAGCGCAGAGGCAGUGUUGAGAAAAAAAGACUUGAUCAAAACUAUGAAGAUCAACAGGAGAAAACAGGGAAGCUUGGUUAGGAUGAAGGAGGAGGACACAAACACACAAAUCAAAUGGAUCAACGUCCAAAUCCGAAAGAAAGAACGACGUCUAGACCAGCGAUUGGAGAGGAUCGUGAGAGAGAGGGAUGAACUGGACAUUGUAAAGGUUAAGGUGGAGCGGCAAAGACAGGAGCUGGAGCGGAGGAUGGAGGACAUGGUGAACAAGAUGGCUGCUGUGGCUCAUUUGAAGGACAGUAUGAAGACGACGGCGGAGGAGAUGGACAGCACCAGAGCGGAGAUGCACGAGGCUCAGAAGGAGGCUCGUGAGAAUCAGGAGCAAGUGAAGCGACAUGUGGAACUACUGAAAGAUCUGAAAGUUAAAGUUGACAGAUGGGUUGCAAAAGAAAAACAAAAACCAGCACUUCUGAGAGUCGAUGUCCAGCAAGAAAACAUGAUGGAAAGUGAAGAACGAGACAUCGAAGAAGCAAUCUCUUUUCAAAGCGAAGACAAAACAAUAUUGAUUGAACAAGAGAUUGAGAACAUCGAAUCCCAAAUCGCUCAACUUAAGGACGAGGAGGAGAUGAUGAGAGGACAAGUCAGGUCAGAUAUGGACAACAUGGCAGCUACAAGUAAAGACAUAAAACAGCUAAUCGAAGAAAUAAACGAACUGCAAACCCAAGACACCAAGUCAGAUUCAGACGACAAAACAGCACAAGUAGAAACACCUGGGUUGUUACAAAAAACCUUACACACAUUUCGAACGACAUUCACUUCAAUUUGGGGACGAAAAGAAAAGACUGUUAUUAUACAAGAGACGCACAAACAAGAAGAAACGGAGGAGCGUGAUGCAAUGGGGUCAAAUGUUGAAGAUGGCGGAUACUCUGCUAAUGACAUCGAAAGGCUGAGAGAAGAGAUGUUUGCAACCAUAGACAUAAUUAGAUCAGUGAAGCUGGAGCUCAUGCCAGAAUCCAAAGACUGUUUCGUAGAGGAAGACUUUGAGCCCGGAGUAGACAUUGAAACGCUGCUACAAGAGAUAAAAGAAUUUCAAGAGGUUUUAUUCAUGAUUAGAGAUGACAUGCUGCACCUGAAGGAGGAAAUGAGUAACAUCAAAACGUUAAAAAUCAUGGCGAAGAAACAACGACGCGAUCUGGACCAGAGGUUAGAAAGAACGCUGAGAGAGAGAGACGAGGUAGACAUUUUGAAACUGAAAGUUCAAAGUCAACAGGAUGAUCUUCAGCAGAAAAUAGACAGAAUACAACAUGUCAAAGAAAUAAUGGAACGAAUGUGUGAAACGAUACGAAAACGAAGUGCACAGCUGAUAAAAGAGAAUGAAAUAUUACUGGCUUUGAUACAAGAGCUUUUCCACAAGUCGGAGGGCAAAAAACAAGACCUGGAAACCUUGAAAAUGCUAAUACAAAGCGAAUGGGUGAAAAUGCGAUCAGAAAUGAGUGAAAUUUGUAAAAUUAACCAAAUUAUUCAGACUCAAAAACAAGAAUUGGAUGAUAAGAGGCACUUGACCAAAAAUGAAAUGAAAGAAAUGGAGGUGCUCAAGGCCGAGCUGGAGGUACGGAGGAGAGAGAGUGAACAGGCUUUCAGAAAGGCUACGAGGAAAAAGGCCGAACUGGAAAACAUGUGGAGUAAUAUACAAGAAGAGAGGGAAUCGCUGAGGAGAGAAAGCAACAAAAAGAAGAGAGAGCUGGAACAGAGGUUGGAGAGGACUAUGAGAGAGAGGGAUGAGCUGGAGAGAGUGAAAAUCAAAGUGGAGAGGCAGAGGGAGGAGCUGUCUGGGGAGGUGGAAGUCAUUAAGAGAGAGAGGGGAAACAUUCAAAAACAGCUCACGUUAAUUCAACAGCAUGAGGGAAGAGAAGGUUCAGUGGAAAUAGGAAGUGGGGCUGUGUCUGUUAAUCAGUUUCUUAGCAACUUUCAAAAUGUGAAGAAAAACAUUGACAGGGGGUUCGAGAUGAUCGCUAUGGAGAUUAAGGAAUUUUUGGAAAGUGUGAAAAUUGAUUGGCGAAAGCAGUGGGAAUACAUACAGGAAUUGCAGUCGGAAAGCAGGAACAUACGGGACAAAUUGGACACAAUCAAAUCUCAAGUUUGUGUAAUACAAGAACAAAAAAGCCUCCAAGGCAGAUCUGAGAAAGAGGAGAUUAGUCAAGAAAAAGCAGAGUUGGAUUUAACUUUGGAGAAGGUGCGAAGAGAAAUGCGCGAGAUGGAAGUUUUGAAAUCAGAACUGGAGUUGAAGAGAAAUGAAAAUGAACAAAUGAUCCAAAAAGGGAUUAACAAAGAAGAGGAGGUAAAGGUGUUGUGGGCUGAGCUGCAGAUAGAGAGGGAUGCUCUGAUGAAACAGAGGACUGAAGUGGACCAAACAUGGGACAGCGUAAACCAAGAGAGGGGUCAGCUAGAGGUCACGAAACUGCUUCUACAACAAGAGCAAACCAAAAUGGAUCCGAUAACUUCAAAUGAAUUAUACCAGAAGAUUCAGAUGUGUGUGGAAAAGAUGAACAAUAUGAAACAAUAUUUGAACAAAAUGGCAGAUGCUUUCAAGAUGGAAACCAAACACCUUACAGAUCAGAGAGACUUUCUAUACAUGUCUAAAGAGGAAGUGGAGAGAAUUAAAAUGGAGAUGAGAAGACAAAAAGAUAUGUUGACUGGCGUGACAAAGCUGAUGCAGGAAAAACAGAGAUAUUGGACCCAAGUUGAGGCAGAAAUUGAGAAUGAAAAGCAGAGAAUUGCUCAAAAUUUAGAGGAUUUGGAGAGAGAAAGGGAAAAAUUUAAAACGCAGGCUGCAAUGUUCAAAGCUGACAAAGCAAAAAUAACAGAUAAGGAAAUUGGGACUCUGGGUUUAGAUGAUGGAAGAGAAAGUGUGAUCAAAUCUGAGAAGAAACAAGAUGAAAGUGUAGAAACGAUACAAGAAGUAGCCAAAAUUCAACCAAAAUGGCAGAAAGACCAAGGCGCUGAGGGAAUAGCAGCUUCACCGAUGGAGGACAGCGAACACCUAAUGCAAAUCAAAGCUGAAAUACAAAAAGAACGGGAGGAGCUGGCCAGAUUCAGAGAGACGAUUGAAAAAGAAAUAUCCGAGUUGGAGUUAAUGAAGUUAGACAUGCGCUUGCAGCUUAACCUGAUUGAACAAGGCAAGCAGAGUAUAAAAGCGGAAAUGGACCGGCUCAGUGCAGCAAAGGCAGAGAUGGAGAGCAGAAGAAAACGCAUUGAUGAGCUUCUAGACGAGGUAAAUUGUGAAAAAGACAGCGUUAAAGAUCUGUCGCUUCAGAUUAGCGACACAAAGGAAAAAAUGGGAAAAUUCAAACUGACUUCCUUGCAACAGAAAGACAAAGAGGAGGAUCAAGACAGAAUGAAGGCGGGUAUUGUUGCAAAGACCAAACAAUUCGAUGAUCUCAUUAGGAAUUUCAAUGAAAUGAAAGCAGGGGCUGAAAAGGCCAUUAUACACACCAGGGAAGAGAAUGAGCAGCUUAAUACGAUAAGGAGAGAUGUUGAAGACACAAGACAGAUGCUAAUGCAAGAAAUUAAAAGAAUAAGAGAACAACUGCCAGUGCUGAAAAUUAACUUGAGAGAAAAAUGUGAGCAAGUAAUGAAAGAUCAAACUGAGGUCAUCAAAUCCAAAAUUCAAAUAAUAGAGGAAAAACAAGAAGCAGUUGGAAAAAUAUGGGAUGGACUGAGAAAAAAUCAAAUACAGUUAGAGCAUGAGAGAAACAAAAUGGCGGCAUGUGUUGACCAAGUCGGUAAAGAAAAGCAGCGAUUGGUCAGUUUGAAGUCACAACCGAAAUUAGAAGGAAAAACCAAAAUAGAUGUAACUGAAAUGAUUGAAGAUUUGCCUUUAGUGAGUGAGAUCGUACAGAGAAAAACUGAAUUUGAAAAUGCAUUGGCAAAUCUUCGCCAAAUGGAAGAAGAUAUUCGAAGUUCUUUAUAUGAGAUAAAAGCAGAGAAAGCCAAUCUCCAAGUCUUGGCCAAUGAAGUUCGGGCACAAAAGGAAACAUUUCAAAACAUAGUCACUGCCGCUAAACAAAAGGGAAGGAGAGGCAGUAAACUACUCCGUGAUGACAGACAAAUAGAAAGAAAAUUAUCUGAGUUGAAAAUCAAAGAAGAGCAGCUUGAAAUCAUGAAAAUAAAACUGACAGAAUUCGCAAAACAAAUUUGUGGAAAUGUGAAAGAAAAACUGAACAAAUUAGAUCGUUUAAAAGAUUCCAUGGAGCAGGGAUGCACAAAUCUGAAUGAACAGCAGCAACAACUGGAAAAUUUAAAAGCAACAAUCCACAGAGAGACCAAAUCUAUUCAGAGCGUAAUUUCCAAGGAAGAACUGAGAUCUAGAGUUCAAUUUGACAUCUUAAAAGAACAAAGUGAUCUUGAAAAAUUGAAAACUCAACUAAAACAGGAGAGAGAAAGUCUGGAUUCAGAAAAAGUCAAGUUGGAUGGUGAAAGAAUGGAGUUGGAGAUGAGGAGAUCUGAUAUUGACAGAAAACUUGAUCUUCUGAAGCAGCAAAAACAGGAUUUUGAAAAAAGAAAGGUUGACAUUUUGGAAAAAGACUCAAAACUUGCAGCAGAAAGAAUGGAACAUAUGGAAGCUGGGAUGGACAUAGUUGACACAGAAACUGGAAAACCAGACAGUCAAAUGCAUGGAUUAAUGGUAGACAUGAGACAAGUUAUUAAUACAAUGCAAACUGUUAAACAACAAACUGAAAGAAUGGGUGCAAACGUGCAAAAUAAAAUUGAUCGAAUUGAGGAAUUACGGAUAAUAUUUGAACAAAAACGAUCACAACUUAAUAAACGAUGUGAAAAAGUGACUGCAGAUGCACAGGCGUUCAGAAGACAUGUACAAAGUUUGAGCAGAGAAUUCUUGAAAACGAAAAUUAUGAUGAGCUCUGAGCAAGUAAACAAACUGGAACAACUUCAACAAUCUAUUCGAAAGGAACAAAAUGAACUGAGGUUGACUGCAAACAAGCUACAGGAAAAUAAAGAAAGCAUCAGCAGUUUGAUCGCUGAAACUAGCAAGGACAAAAGUUCUAUCCAGAUAUUGGCCAAUCUGGUGCAGAGAGAGAAGGGGCGUUUCCAGAAUAUUUUGAGCAGUGUCCAGGAGAAAAAUCAAGAGACAUAUCAAGAUAAGGCGACACAAACACAGGAGGAGGCAGCGAUAAAAACAGAGGAAGAGCAAAGAAUGGAGAAAGAUGGACGAAGACACCAGGCAUAUCCAAAACAACCCAAAUUUGAAACCAUGACUGAAAAAUGCCUUAAACUGGAAAACAAAAUGGAACAGCUACAAAAAGAUGGUUCAGUUCUCCAAGCGUGCAAUGAUCUAGAGAAGAAAUGUGUAGCACUUGAUCGAGAAAAACAAAAUAUAGUAGCAUGCAGCGAAGUGUUGAGAACUGAAAAGACAAGUUUAAGUGAUAAAAUAUCUGAUAUACUAAAGCACAUACAAGGAAAGAAGGAGGAGUUAAAGGCCACUGUGGUCUCUGCUGAAGAAACAAGUCUUAUUCCAGAACAGGAUGAGGUGUCUGAUAUCAACCAACAAUAUGCUAUGCUCAAAAAACAUAAUGAAAAUAUGACAAAGCACUAUAAGAAGUUGGAGGCAGAUAGAGCAGAGAUGCAAAACACGAGAGAACAAGUGAAGAUUUUGCUUAAUGAGAUAAUGACGGAGCAAAGCAAGAUUAAAGAUUUGGCAAGUGAUGUUCAAAAUGUGAAGAAAAGUUUAAAUGAUUCGAUAGAGAUUCAAAGUGGAAAUCAACAGGAAAUACAGGAUUUAAAAGAGAAAUUGAAUGAGGACAAGAAAGAGUUUGAACUUUUAAAACAGGAUCUAAAUGGAAAGAGAGAAGAGACUGAAGCCGCCAUGAGAAGUGUUCAUGAAGAAAGGAACAAAGUUGAAGAAAUCAAACUUUGCUUAAACAAAGAACAAGAGGAUUUGAAGAAUGAAAAAGACAAAUUGAACUUGAAGAAAAUCAACCUCGAACUCAAAGAGACUACACUGAAGAAGCACAGUGAAGAUAUGACAAAGUAUUAUAAGAAGUUGGAGGCAGAUAGAGCAGAAAUGCAGAACAAAGGAGAACAAGUGAAACUUUUGCUUAAUGAUAUAACGAUGGAGCAAAGCAAGAUUAAAGGUUUGGCAAGUGAUGUUCAAAAUGUGAAGAAAAGUUUAAAUAAGAAAUUGAAUGAGGAAAAGAAAGAGUUUGAACUUUUAAAACAGGAUCUCAGUGGAAAGAGAGAGGACACUGAAACUGCCAUGAGAAGUGUUUAUGAAGAGAGAAAUAAACUUGAAGAAAUGAAAAUUAACUUAAACAAAGAACAAGAGGAUUUGAAGAAUGAAAAAGACAAACUGAAGAAACACAAUGAAGAUAUGACAAAGUUCUACAAGAUGUUGGAGGAAGAAAGAGAAGAGAUACAAAACAAGAGAAAACAUAUGAACCUUUUGUUUAAUGAGAUAGUGAUGGAGCAAAGCAAGAUUAAAGAUUUAGCAAGUGAUGUUCAAAAUGUGAAGAAAAAUCUAAAUGAUUCCAUAAAAAUCAUUCAAAGUGGAAGAGAAAAAAUGGAUGAGGAAAAGAAAGGGGUUGAACUUUUAAAACUGGAUCUCAAUGGAAAGAGAGAAGAGACUGAAGCUGCCAUGAGAAGUGUUUAUGAUGAGAGAGUGAAACUUGAAGAAAUGAAAAUUAACUUAAACAAAGAACAAGAGGAUUUGAAGAAUGAAAAAGACAAACUGAAGAAGCACAAUGAAGAUAUGACAAAGUAUCACAAGAAGUUGGAGGCAGAUAAAGAAGAGCUACAAAACAAGAGAAAACACGUGAACCUUUUGUUUAAUGAGAUAACGAUGGAGCAAAUCAAGUUUAAAGAUUUGACGAGUGAUGUUCAAAAUGUCAGGAAAAGUUUAAACAAUUCUAUAGAAAUGAUUCAAAGUGGAAGAGAAAAAAUGGAUGAGGAAAAGAAAGAGUUUGAACUUUUAAAACAGAAUCUCCAUGGAAAGAGAGAAGAAACUGAUGCUGCCUUGAGAAGUGUUUAUGAUGAGAGAAAGAAACUUGAAGAAAUGAAAAUUAGCUUAAAUAAAGACCAAGAAGAUUUGAAGAAUGAAAAAGACAAGUUGAACUUGGAGAAAAGCAACCUCGAACUCAAAGAGACUACACUGAAGAAGCACAGUGAAGAUAUGGCAGAGCAUUAUAAGAAGUUGGAGGCAGAUAGAGCAGAAAUGCAGAACAAGAAAGAACAAGUGAACCUUCUGUUUAGUGAGAUAGCGAUAGAGCAAAACAAGAUAAAAAAUCUGGCAAAUGAUGUUGAAAAUGUGAAGAAAAGUUUAAAUGAGAAAUUAGAUGAGGAAAAGAAAGAGUUUGAACUUUUAAAACAGGAUCUCAGUGGAAAGAGAGAGGACACUGAAACUGCCAUGAGAAGUGUUUAUGAAGAGAGAAAGAAACUUGAAGAAAUGAAAAUUAACUUAAACAAAGAACAAGAGGAUUUGAAGAAUGAAAAAGACAAACUGAAGAAGCACAAUGAAGAUAUGACAAAGUUCUACAAGAAGUUGGAGGAAGAAAGAGAAGAGAUACAAAACAAGAGAAAACACGUGAACCUUUUGUUUGAUGAGAUAACGAUGGAGCAAAUCAAGUUUAAAGAUUUGGCGAGUGAUGUUCAAAAUGUCAGGAAAAGUUUAAACAAUUCUACAGAAAUGAUUCAAAGUGGAAGAGAAAAAAUGGAUGAGGAAAAGAAAGAGUUUGAACUGUUAAAACAGGAUCUCAAUAAAAAGAGAGAAGAGACUGACGCCGCUAUGAGAAGUGUUUAUGAAGAGAGAAAGAAACUUGAAGAAAUGAAAAUUAGCUUAAACCUGGAAAAACAAGAUUUGAAGAAUGAAAAAGACAGAUUGAACUCAGAAAAACAAGACCUCAAACUUAGAGAGGCUCAAAUGAUGGAAAAUACAAAGACUGUGGAAAAACUGAGAGACGGACUCAAUAAUCUUAAACAAAUGGACUUUGAAAGCAAAAUACAAAAUAUAGACAAAAUGGAAAAGAAUGUGCAGGAUUUGUUUGGUAAACUGCUUUUAGAAAUACAAAGGAAUGAAGAGAGGAGAGAAGACAUAAAGGAGUGCUUACGUCAGAUACAGAGAACAAGAUCUGAAGUGCGUAGUCAGUCAGAAGAAAAGAAGAUAAUUGUUGAAAAGCAAAGUAUAGAAAGAAAAGAAGUUAGAUUGCCAGAAGUAAUCAAAGAAGAAAACGUGGGUUUGGAAAAGUUAAUGGAAGAGAUGGAAAUGUUAAAACAACUUGGAGAAAACAUGAUAAGGGACAGAGAUUUGAUCAAAAAGACAAAAGAUGAGUUCUUAAAGCAGAAGGAACACAUCGACAGUUACUUGCUUGAGGUCCGCACAGAGAAGGCCAAAAUUCAAGAAACAGCCAAUCGGAUUCACUCUCAGAAACAAGAACAUGAGAAGGUCAUGCGAGAGUUGCAAGAGAAGCGAACUGAAAUGGAGACACGGCAAAGUGAAUUUAACCUUUCUAAAGGGUUGUUGGAGGCUGAUAGAGAACAAGUGUUGAGGUUGAGGAAUGACCUAGAACGAAAAAGACAAGAAACCGAUGCAGAGAAUCAACUGCUCCAAGAAACCAGACGGACUUUACAGAUUGAAAAGCAACGACUGGAAGAUGAAAUAAAAGAAUUUAAUCGUAAAAAAGAAGAGAUGCUGACUGCUAUAAAGCUGAAUGAGGAAAAACUACAGCUUCAGAAAAUGCAGACAGAAUUGGAAAAGCAAGGACAGGACAAACAGUAUGAACCAGGCAAACUGAGGCCACAUGAAGAACUUAAACAAGAUUUGAAGGCAAAGAUGGAGGAUAAAAAAUUGGAAGAUGAAAACGCCAUGAAACUUGUUGAAGAGGAGAAAGAGCGGCUUUACAAAACAAAAGAUGAGUUAGAAUUACAAAGACAGGAACUGCAGCAUCAACAAGCCAAGCUACAACGUAAGGAGGAAGAGCUUAAACAACAACAGGUUCAGACACAAAUAGAUAAGAUGAAGGAACAGAGACAAUUGGAAGAACUGAAGAAGGAUAUGGACAGAAGAGAACAAGAAACCAAUGCAGCAAUGAGACAUAUAAAUGAAGAAAAACAACAGCUUGAUGAAAACAGAAGAAAUUUACAAAUUGAAAGAGAAAAGAUCAAUGUAUUGAAGGAACAGAUGCAAGAUAAAAAAGUGGAAGUUGAAAACACCAUGAAACGUGUUGAUGAGGAGAAAGAACGGCUUUACAAAACAAAAAAUGAGUUGGAAUUACAAAGACAGGAAUUACGGUAUCAACAUGAUGAGCUUAAACAUAAGGAGGAAGAGCUUAAACAACAAAAACAAGAAUUAGUACACAAAAAACUAGAGGCCCAAAUCAAAGAGCUGGGCAGCUUCACUGUGUUACUGCAGGCUGAACGACAACAGGUGGAAGUGAUAAGGAAAGAUUUAGAGAGAAAAAGACAAGAGACGGAGAUGGCUAGGAGACAAGUUGAUGAAGAUAAACAGCAGCUUGAGCAAAUAAGGGCAGAAGUUUCCAAAAUGAGACAAGAUGAACAACAAAAAGAUAAAGAACAGAUGGAAGUGGUCCAUAAAAGUUCAGAUCUGGAGUCCGCUUGGGAGGAGAUCAGAGAGCAGAGACAUCAGCUCAAUUUGAAGAAUAAGACUUUGGACAUGGACAGGCUAAUGCUACAGAAAGAACAGGAGCAGAUGGACACAGAGCUGAAGACAAGGCAAGAGCAGAUUCGCAAUGUGAUGGGGCAUCUGAGCCAACUGAGAGAAGUCCUGCAACACAAGAGAAACACAUUACAACUUCACAUACACGACAUGGACAAACUGAGGCAGAAGCUCACAGCUCUGGUCCAGGACAGAGACAAGAUGGCCGACUUCAAUCAGUUCUUUGGGAGACAACAAAGUAGUAUUAAAAAGACACUGACUUUACUCAUUGAACAAAAGCAAGUGGAGACAAUGAGCUCAGAAGUGAAGCAGCAGAGACAGGAGGUGGAACAAGAGAAGAGCAAGAUGGACAGAGAGAAAGAGGAGCUACAAAGGAUGAUGCAACAAACAGGAGAGAUGAUUCAAAAGUCAGUUGAGACAGUGUUUUUCUUCAAAACCAAGUUUCAGUCACAAUUUGAUCAUUUGGACAGUAUCCUUUCUGAGAUAAAGAAGGAGAAAAACAAGAUAGCAGACAUUUACAUUCAAAGAGAUCAACUUAAAGAUAACAUAAGUACUUUAGUUUUCAAGCUCAAAGAACUAAAGCUACAAGAUGAAAGUGUGCCAAGUCAAGCGGAACAGAUGAGAUUGGAGCUAAACCAGAUAAGAGAAGAAAAAGAGGGAGCCAUGGAAGCCAUCAAAGCAGAGAGACAACAGUUGAAUGAAAUUAGAACCAAAAUAAAACUGGAGAAACAAACAAUUAUGGAAGAAAAACAAAACAUGCAAACUGGACUGUCUGAGAUUCAAUCCAAGAAAGAUGAGUUUUUAAAAUCAAAAAAUAUUGUAAGGGAGAAAUUGCAAAGGUUUACAGAAAAGGUUAGAGAUAAUGUCAACAGUCAAAUGAACACUUUACAAAAUAAUAAUCAGAAAGUGCAGCAGCUGUAUUCGGAAUUGGAACAAAAAUUGAAAGAUGUUGAAGAUUAUAAACAGAAAAUGUAUAACUUCGCCAAACUGUUCAAAGCAUCAGACUUAAAAGAACGUCAACAAAACAUAAAGGAAGAAGACAAUAUUCAAAAACAAAAGGCAGAACUGAUGGAAGAAAAACUCAAUAUGGAAAAAGAAAGAGAGAUUUUGAACCAAGAGAAAUCACAGCUUGAACAGAUGAGAGCAGAUGUCUACAGUAUUAUGCGCACGAUUCAAAAUUACACAUUAUCAAUACAAAAGGAUAAGAACAACCUUGUAAUUCAAUCAAAAGAUCUAGAAAUGAACAAACAGAAUGCAUACCAUCUGCGUGAAGAGUUAAACAGAGAAAAAGAUCAGACUGACAAAAUGAAAAUGCUUCUUCUAUCAACAAAAGGUAAAGUUGAAAAUCUGGUGGACAGUUUAUUAGCUGAAAAACAUCAACUGCAAACAUGGAGACAAGAGAAUGAAGCUCAAAUGGAUGUAAUCAGAACAGAAAAACAAGAGCUUAGUCAAAUGAAUGCCACUAUGGAGUUGGAGAGACUAAGGCUUGACGAUGAAAAAGAGAGGAUACAAAAGGACAUUAUUGAACUGAAAGUCAGGGAAGAAUUGGUGGUGAACAGGUUCAAAAUGAUAUCGGACAAAAUCAAGUUUCUUAUUGAGAGAAAAGUCAAAGGUAUUGACAAAAUUAACCAAAAACUUGAACAUCAGACCCAAGAAAUCCAAAUUAUCUGCAAUGAACUAACUGAAAAACAGGAGGAGGUUCAUCAACAAAGGGACAAGUUGCUGAGUUAUGUAUUUAAAUCAGAAAUUGGCCCACUGAAGUUUACUGUUUCCAAUCUGGCAACGCAACAAGAAGCGAUGAGAACCAAACUGCAGGAAACAUCAUCAAUGGGUAAACAGGAUUUUGAAAGAUUUAAAGUACAGAUUCUGCGGAAAGUGUCUGAUCUGGAAAAAGUGAGUGAUAUGAUGAUGAGAGAAAGGCAAAGUUUGGAAGAAAUGAAAGAAUACAUUGAAAAGCAAAUGAAGGAGUUUAACAGCAGCAAAGGCCAAAUUGAAGAAAUGAAAUCAGAGUUAGACAAAACCAGGAUUGAGGUACUGGACAAAAAUGGGCAUAUAGUUGAAGUUGUGAAUGAAAUAAAUCAGAAACAGGAUGAAAUUAGCCAUAAUCUGAUACAACUGAAAGCACAAAAAGAUCAAUUUGAAAGAUUUGUAAGUAACUUUGCCAAAAAAGUGAAAGAAGUUUCAGAUAACAAUGUACAAACACAACUAUUGGAAGUACAGCGAGAGAAUGUGAAUCUACAAGAGGUUCAAGAACAAGUACAAGGUUUACAGAAUAACCUAAAUGCUAUGAUCAUCCGUGUUAAGGGAGCACUCAAUCAAAUUUCCAAAGAAAAAGAGCAAAUUGGUCAGGAAUGGACUUGGAUUCGAUCAGAAAGAGAUAUGCUACAAAAUGAAAGAGAAGAAAACACUCAAGAGUCAUCGGCCCUGAAAUACAAAGAGGAUCAGAUUCAAAAAAUGUCCAAAGAACUGAAGCAGCUGAAUGCAAACAUACAGAAAGACAUCAAACUUAAAAUGGACAAAAUGGAGAAUAGCAGCCAGAUGCUACUUGAAUUGCGCAACAACUUUGAACAAAAUCAAAAUGAUCUUGAACAGCAGAAAGAAACACUUGCAAGUCUCUUUGGGGUUUUAAAGAGAGAACGGGAAAGUAUAUCCAAAACACUGACAGGCAUAACUGACCAAAGAAAACACAUAGAACAGCAAUGGAACCAACAGAUUGAGUCUGAAACUAAAAUAAUUGAACAACUCAAGUCAAAAUUACAAGAAGAGAAAGACGAGUUUGAAAAGAAGGUGAAAAUGCUCGACAAGGAGAGAAAUAACUUGGAAUUGUCAAGAUUGGAUAUUCACAAACAACGUGAUCUGAUGAUGAACAAUAAGAAGACAAUACAUAUGGGACUUAGCCAGUUACAAGUGACCACAGCCAAACUGCAAAGUGCGAAGGAAGAUAUCCAUAAAGCGUUCAAUAUUAUAAAAACAGAGAAAGCCAAUAUGACACAACUAGCUCUACAAACGCACAAGGCACAAAAUGACAUUCAAAUGUGUCUAAAACUCUUUGCUCUAAAAGACAAAGAAUUAGACCAACGAGAGGACAAUAUAAGAACAUUAUCUGAAGAGCUUCAAAGUCAGCAUAGUAUAAUACAAGCAGAUAGACAACAACUGGAGAAGGUUAAGGAAGAAUUUAACAAGAGCAAGCAGGAGGUAGCAGAGUCAUGGGACAGCAUUAGUGAACAGAGAAUGCAAAUUACUAAAAUCAAAGCUGAACUUGACUUGGAGAGACGGAUGCUUCUAACUGACAAAGAAAAAGUGCAAGAACAACUACAUGAAGUCCAGUCUAAAGAAAAUUAUCUUUUGGGUAAAACCAAACUUGUGCAAAGUAUGGGUGAAAGACUUAAACAUUUGAUUGAAAAGAUGAGAAGCAAAAUAUCUCAAGCUGAAGUGAGUGACAAGCUUGUACUUAAGCAGGUUGCGUUGUUGGCAAACUUUUCUGAGAAAAUUGAGGAAAACAGAGAUCGAAUUAAUUUAUACAUUGAUGGAUUUCAACAGGAAAAACAAACACUCUGUGAAAUCAUACCAGCCAUGCUCAAAAAGAUUCGUGAGGGAAUAGCAGAUGUGGAGAAAGAGAAAUUUGACAUACAUUCUAAGAAAAAAGAGGUCCAAAUGUACAUUGACUUAUUCAAACAAAAUAAAGCAGACAUUAUAAGGGAGAGAGACCAGUUGCAUGAGACGAAUACUGAACUUCUUAAGCAAAAAGAACAUACUGAUCAUCUACUGAACGAGGUCAACACUGAGAAGAGUAACCUACAGUACAUGGCUGCGCAGAUUGAUGUUCAAAAACAAAAUCUAAAGACCAUUUUUGAUCAUUUUGUCUAUAAACAACAAGACCUAGAGCUAAAGAAGACAGAAGUAGACAGCCAGUACAGAGAGCUGAAGACCUCCAAUGAGAUGUUGAAACUGGAGCAACACCAAAUGGAAGAACUGAAGAAGGAACUGGAGAGAAAGAGACAAGACUCAGAAACUGCGAUGCGUUUGAUCGGUGAACAGAAUAUGCAACUGCAACAAAACAGGAGGAUAAUAGAAACUGAAAGAGAGGAAUUGGAUUCUCUGAAAAAGGGGGUGGAUAGAAGCAAAGGCGAAGUUGAGGCGGAAAAGAUAGAGUUAAAUAAAAUAAAAGCAGAAAUUGACCAGAGGAAACAAGAAAUUGACUUACAACAAGAGAAACUAAACAGAGAGAAGGAAUUACUGGACAGGGAGAAGGAACAAGUACACGCUCUCAUGAGGGACUUGGACAGAAGAGGAGAAGAAGCUGACGCCACCUUAAGACUCAUCAAUGAAGAGAAAUAUCAGCUUGAAGACAACAGAAGGAAAACACUAACUGAAAAACAGCAGCUGAAAAUGUUGAUGAAAGAAGUAAAUAGAAAAAGAAAGGAAAGUGAGGCAACUAUUAAGAUGAUCAAAGAGGAGAAAGAGCUGCUAGACAAACUUAGAAUGGAGCUGGAAAUUAAUAGACAGAAACUGGAACGAAAAGAAGAGGAACUUCAAAUCACAAGAGAUCAAACUGAAGUGGUCCAUAAAGAUCUGGAAACUGUUAGGGAGGAGAUUAAAGAGCAGAGGAAACAACUCAGUCUGAAGAACGACACUUUGGACAUGGACAGACUAAAUUUGCAGAAACAGCAGGAGCAGAUGGACACAGAGCUCAAGAUAAGACAAGAACAGAUCCACAACGUGACAGGGCAUCUGAGCCAUUUUAGAGAACUCCUCCAACACAACAGGAGCACGCUACAACUACACAUACAGGACAUGGACAAACUGAGGCAGCAGCUCACAGCUCUGGACCAGGACAGAGACAAGAUGGCCAACUACAAUCAGUUAUUUGAGAAACAAAAGAACAAUAUUAAAGAUGCACUGGCUCUCUUAAUUGGUCAUGAGCAAAAACAUCUACUGGAGAGACAGCAGGUGGAGACACUGAGCUCAGAAAUGAAGCAGCAGAGACAUGAGCUGGACCAAGAAAGAGAAAAAAUGGACAGAGAGAAAGAGGAGUUGAAAAACAUGAGGGCUGAUAUCAUGAAGAAGUUAGAGAAGAAUAAUGAUGAAAUAAAGAAGGAAAAAUACAUGCUCCAACAGACAAAUUUAAAAUUCCUGAAUCAGAAAGAACACAUUGACACUCUACUGGAGGUUGUGAGAUGUCAGAAAGCUGAGAUGGCUGCUCUGUUUAACGACAUAAGAGUUAAACUUCCGGAGGUUGCUAUCAAACUUGAGUUAAAACAAAAAGAACAAGAUCUCAAAGAAGAAGAGUUGACAAAACAAACCCAGGAAAUGCAAAUGUCUGAAAGCAAAUUAAAGACUGAAAGAGAACAACUUGAACCCUUGAAGCGAGAUCUCACAGAAAAGAGCGACAAAGCUGAAAAUGCUUUGAGCAAAAUCGAAAAGGAGAGGGAAUUACUCAGUCAAAAUAAGAAGGACAUUGACCAACAGAAGAAACUACUUCUGGAAGAAAAGCUUAAACUGGAAGAAGGCUGGACUGCGGUGCAAGUCAAGCAGAAUCAAAUAUUGAAUUCAGUGAGAAUGAUGGAAAAUUUAACUGCAAGGCUUAAAGAAUUAGUAAAAAGAACAUGUGAAGAUGCAAAAAUCAGGACUGAACUCUUGACUCAUGACAGCAUUCAACUCAUAGACCUACAACAAAAACUGAACAGUGAACAGAAGAAAUCUAUAGAGAAAGUUAAAAAUGAUCUGACAAAUGUAAUGACAAGCAUUGUAACACAUGGGACAAUGCAGAUGUCUUUAAUGGAAGCGUUGUCUACAGAAGAACAUAAGGAUAUCGAUGCUCUAAAUGAUAAAAUCAAGAAACAGAAAGUGUACGUGGAAUUAUUGUUGCUGAAAGUUGAAAAUGGUUUGACCGUGUUUGGAGUUGAAAAAGAGAGGCUGGAAAAAACUAAGGCUGAUUUACAGAUUAAGAAAGAAUGCGUUGAUCAAUUACUUCUUGAGAUUAACCAAAACAAACCCACCAUUAGCAAUUUGGAAUUUAGGAUGAAGACACAGAUACAACAAUUUAAGAGUGCAGCUAUCAAAACCAAAAUCCCACUUGAACAACUUGAAGGACAAAAUGUGGAUAUGCGAAGUGAAAAUGAAGUUAACUUGCUGAAAGUGGAAAUUCUUAAACACACAGAUCUCUUAGAAAUAACUCAACAUGCAAUGAAUGAGACAAAAAGUAAGUUGGAGAAUAGUAUGUCAGAGCUGGAAAACUGCAAACAACACACUAAUUGUAUUUUGCAUGACAUCAACACAGAAAAGUACAACAUUAAAGACAUAGUUGUACAAAUUUCCCAAAUGCGAGACACACUGAUUAAAAAGAUUAUACUGAAACAUGAAGAACUAGAAGCUAAAGAUGAAGACAUAAAACAGAAAUCACUUGAACUGGACCAAAUAUGGACUACUUUGUCAGCAGAGAAACAGGAAGUACUUGCAUUGAGACAAGAUCAAGAAACCACAAUGGAUGCAAUUAAAGCAGAUAGAGAAGAAGUCAUUCAAAUGCAGACUGAAGUCAAUAUGGAGAGUCUGAAAUUGGAGGAGGAUAAAAAGAGAUUGAAAAAUGACCUAAUUGCACUGGAAACAAAAGAACAGACACUUAUGGACAAGAUUACAUCAAUUGAAAACCUGAGAGUAAAAUUUGAAGAUCUGUAUGAGAGGAUGUGUGUAUAUGCCCAAACACAGCAAGAGACAGGAGAGGAGGGGGCUGGCACCAGCGUUGUAAGUGAAAUUAUUCAGACUGAAGGCGAGGUGGAAAAUGUAUAUGACAGAGAAAGACUGGAAAAACAGAUUUCUGAGCUGACAGCAAAAGAGAGCGAGUUCAGGGACGUAUUGGGUUCCAUGGAAACGGCGAGGGCAAAAGUCCAACAGCAGAAUAAAAAGAUGGAUGAGCUACUGAAAAACAAACUGCGUGAUUUAGAGACGAGCAAAGACCGCAUUCAAAGGUUAUGUUAUGAUUUGGUGCAAAAGGGGGAAGAGCUAGAGGAAAAUAAACACAAAAUAGUAGAAUAUAAUCAAGUAUUGCUGAAGCAAAGGGAAGAUUUGAAAUCGGUGUCAUUCCAAACUGUCCCAGAACAAUAUAAGAAACUGGCAUUAAAAACAUGUGUGGACGCAGAGGCACAAACAGAACAUUUCUCAGUCAUGUUAGUUGUGAAAGAGGAGACAGAAAUCCCACAAUACAUGGACCAGCCCACCCAAACAGAAGAUACACAAAUAAUGUCAGAUGUGUUUACUCAAACUGACAUGGGAUUUCCAGAAGCAAUAGAGGACAAGAUGGAUGAGAACAUUGUGAUGUCUGAAGAACUUACAAACCAAAUUCAGAUUUUCGAAGCUAGUAAAUAUUUAGUACAAGAUGGGAAACGCAACUUGGACAAACUCCAAAAAGAGCUAAGAAUUCAGUGUCAAAAUCUUACAAAGCUUUUUGAAGAUAUUAACAAAGAAAAAACUGCCAUACAAGAUUUAGCUUUUCAAGUUCAGGCUAACCAUGAGGAACUCAAGAAAAAAUGUGGACAAAUAGUAAAUCUGCAGGGUAAUAUUUCUUUAGAAGAAUCUCAAAGUGGAGAGGAAAAGGAGCAAGACAUUAAAACUGCUACUGAAAGCAUUAGACUUGACAGAGAAUACAUGGCUGAAAUGAAAACCAUAUCUGACAUUCAGAAGACAAUGCUUUUCAGUGAGAAGAAUGAGAUAGAGCAAAAGAUGUCAGCACUUCUUACAAAAGAGGAAGAUAUUCAGGAACAACUCAAACUGAUCAGUUCAUUGUUAGACAAACUGAAAGAGUUCAUUGACAGGACAAAGAAUAAGAUUCAAAAAAAGAUAACAGAACUGAAAGAAAACUCAGACCAUAUUUUUACAUUAUCCACUUUAUUGGAGCAAAGAUGUGCUGAUAUGGAUCAAGUUAAAAACAAGAUGUCUAGUUUUGCUGAAAUGUUGAAGGAAGAAAUGAGAGAAAUCUUUGAAAUAAAAAAUGUUCAGAGAGAUCAGUUGAGAAGUGUGGUAUGUGAAGACCAAAGGGCUGUCGAGUUGGUGGAUGAAAAGAAGGUGGCAGUCAUAGAUAAAACAGUAAAAGAUCUGAGUUUUGUGAAGGUCAUGGAAAGGAUCAAAUCUGAGGUGGAAUCAACUAUAAAGGAACUUAGAAACCAUAAAGAUGAUAUCGACACUGUUCUGAAAGACAUUCGAAAUGAGAAGUCCAAAACUGGAAUAGAGAGGAAAAAUGUUGCUCAAAUUAGGAUUAAAAUACAGAUGGGGAAAGAUAUAAUGGAAAGAAAAAUAUUGGAGAUCAGGCAUAAUGAAGAAAAACUAACAGCUAAAAUGCAAAGUAUGGAAAUUAUUCAUAAAAAACUGAAAUUGCUCAAUGAAAAGAUGUAUGAGAAUGUCACGCAUCAAAUGAACGUACUGCAAGGGAACAACCAACGAGUGUCAACACUGUGCUCAGAUUUGGAACAGAAAAUGGCAGAAAUCCUCAAAAAUAAAGAGAAAAUUUUAAGCUACGAACAACUAUUGAAAACCAGAGCCCAUAAAGUUGAAACAAAGAGCGAAGAUGUAUCUGGAAAACAGGCUGAACUGUCUGUAAGUGAGUAUCUUGAUAUUCAAAUGGAAGGCCCAACAGAUAUUAAAGAAAAAGAAGAAACAAUUUGUCGAGAUCAGUUCCAACUUAAGAUAAUCAUGGGCUUAUUGCAACAGCAGAUUCUUACUUUAAAGGACGAAAAGGACAAAAUGCAAAUCAUUACAGAGGAGCUAAGCAUGAAAAACAAAAAUAUGCACAUGUUUCUACGGGAUCUACAGACAGAAAAAGAUAAAAUUAAGAAAAUGAAAGGGCAACUUCAGACACUAAAUAUUAAAAUACAAAGUCUGGUGACAAAUUUGGAUCUGAAACUAGCAGAACUAAGGCAUAAGGCUGAGAAAGUGAAACAGGAAGUAACCUUAGCAAUUGAUACACAGCAAAUGCAACAGGAUAUGGUUGCCAUGACUCUAGAAUCCCAAGAGCCCAGUCCAGAGAGGAGGCUAGAAGAAAACACAAAUAUAAUGAGACUAAGAGAAGAGGAACUAAAAGAAAAUAGAGCAAAAUUACAACAGCUAAAAGAAAAACUGUGUAAUGAUCUACAAAUUAAAGCAAAAAGAUUAAAACAAGACACAGAAGCAGUGGAAAAAAUGAUUGAUACAUUUAAAAACAAUCAACAAGUUUUGGUUGGAUUUAGUGAUUUGCUGAACACACAGAUAGAAAAAAUUAAGUUUCUAUUAGUAAGUGCAAUUGGGGCAGAUAAAAUAAAAAAGCAAGACAAGAUGAGAAGGUUUGAGGAUGAAGAGAAAGCUAACAACAAACAAGAACUAGGGCGAACUAGGACUAAAGUUGAUCUCCAAAAAUUUGAAAGACUUAAAGAAGACAUCAUAAAAAAGUUAAACCAGAUCCUUAAGCAGAGGGAAGUCACUGAAAUUAUUUUGGAGAAGGUCUAUGGAAACAAGAAAAACAUCCAAGACACGGCUACACAGAUUCACUCUCAAAAACGACAACUUGAAAUUGCCAUUCAUGAAUUUAAGAUGAAGCAAAAUGAACUAGUGAGACAACAGCAAGAGGUUAACAUGUCCAAAGAGUUGUUGACGGCAGAUAGAGAACAAGUAGAAGAGUUGAGAAAACAACUGGAGACUAAAAGACAAGAAGCAGACACAACUAUGAUAAUACUCAAUCAGGAGAGACUGCAGCUUAUAGAAAACAGACAGACAUUACAAGUUGAAAGAGAAGAACUGAACCGUAACAGAGAACAGUUUGACGCUGCUCUGAAGACCAUUGAUAACGAGAAAAAGCAACUUCUAAAAAUGGAGGCCGAAAUGGACAUGCAGAGACUGGAAGGACAGAUGAAAAAUGAAGCAACCAGACAUGAGGAGAGCCUCAAAUACAGUGAACUGAUGAAGGCUAAAAGAGAACUGGAGGAUCAGAAGGAGGACCUGGAGAGAAAAAGAAAAAAGGUUGAGGCAACAAUGUCUAUUAUUGAGAAAGACAAAGGUCAGAUUCAAGAACAAAGCAGAAGAUUACAAAUGGACAAAGAACAACUGGAAAUCCUAAUGGAGAUUGUGAGCAGGCAAUGGAAAGAAGCUGCAGAGUCAAAGGCCCUCAUCAGUGAAGAAAAGCAAAAACUUCAACAACAGAACACAAAAAUGGAAGAGAAGAGACAGAAACAACAAGAACUGAAAGUCACUACAGAACUACUCAUCAGGAAACAGGAAGUCGAACGCCAACAAGACGACUUGAAUCAACAACUAAAGCAAAGACAAAAUGAACUGGAGACACAAUUUAAAGAACUCCAAUCUUACAGCCAGCUGUGGCAGGUAGAGAAACAACAAUUGGAGAAGCUGAGAAAAGACCUGGAUCGAGAGAGGACAGAAUCAAAAACUGCUAUGAACCUUUACAAUAUAGAGAAAGAACAAAUAAAGGAGAGAGGAAGAAAACUACAAGUUGAAAAGGAAAAUUUGGAAACAUUAAUGGAGGAUAUGACAUGGCAACAAAAAGAAAUUACAGAAGCAAUGGCCAACAUCAGUGAAGAGAAAAAACAGCUUCAGGAAGACAGGAUGAAAUCAGAAAGUGACAAAGAACAAGUGGAGGCCUUGAUGGAAGACGUGAAUAACAAAAAUCUUGAGAUUGAGGCUGCUAAGAGACACAUCAACGAAGAGAACGACAAGCUAUUGAAAAUGUGGUCAGAACUGGACAUGAGGAAACAGGAAGUCGAACGCCAACAAGAUGACCUGAAACAACAACUAGAGCAAAGACAAAAUGAACUGGAGACACGAUUUAAAGAACUCCAAUCUUACAGCGAACUGUGGCAGGUAGAGAAACAACAAUUGGAGGAGCUAAGAAAAGACCUGGAUCGAGAGAGGUCAGAAAGUAAGGCUGCUAUAAACCUCUACAAUGAAGAGAAAGAACAAACUGAGGAAAGAGGAAGAAAACUACAAGUUGAAAAGGAAAACGUUGAAAUGAUAUUGGAGGAUGUAACCAGGCAACGAGAAGCAGCUGCAGAAGCAAUGUCCGUCAUCAAUGAAGAUAAAGAAAAACUUCAACAACAGAAUGCAGAGUUGGAGGAGAAGAUACAGGAAAUACAGAGAGAAAAGGAUUCCUUGAAACAACAAGAACUCAGAGUCACUACAGAACUAGAGUUGAGAAAAAAUGAACUGGAGACACAAACUGAAGAGCUGCAAUCUUCCAAUGAGUUGCUACAGAAAGACAGAAAACAGUUGGAAGAAUCAACGAAGGAACUAGACAGACAAAGACAAGAACAGGAAGUAGCCAUGAGCCUCAUAAAUGAAGAGAAACAGCAGCUUGAAGAGGACAGGAUGAAAUCAGAACGUGACAAAGAACAAGUGGAGGCCUUGAUGGAAGACGUGAAUAAUAAAAAUUUUGAGAUUGAGGCUGCUAAGAGACACAUCGACGAAGAGAAAGACAAGCUAUUGAAAAUGAGGGCAGAACUAGACAUGAGGAAACAGGAAGUCGAACACCAACAAGACAACCUGAAACAAGAACUAGAGCAAAGACAAAAUGAACUGGAGACACGAUUUAAAGAACUCCAAUCUUACAGCCAGCUGUGGAAGGUAGAGAAACAACAAUUGGAGGAGCUGAGAAAAGACCUAGAUCGAGAGAGGUCAGAAAGUAAGGCUGCUAUAAACCUCUACAAUGAAGAGAAAGAACAAAUAAAGGAGGGAGGAAGAAAACUACAAGUUGAAAAGGAAAAUCUGGAAACAUUAAUGGAGGAUGUGACCUGGCAACGAAAAGAAAUUACAGAAGCAAUGGCCAACAUCAGUGAAGAGAAACAACAGCUUCAGGAAGACAGGAUGAAAUCAGAAAGUGACAAAGAACAAGUGGAGGCCUUGAUGGAAGAAGUGAAAAAUAAGAAUUUAGAGAUUGAGGCUGCCAAGAGUAACAUCGAUGAAGAAAAAGAGCAGCUAUUGAAAAUGAGGGCAGAACUGGACAUGAGGAAACAGGAAGUCGAACGCCAACAAGACAACCUGAAACAACAACUAGAGCUAAGACAAAAUGAACAGGAGACACGAUUUGAAGAACUCCAAUCUUACAGCCAGCUGUGGAAGGUAGAGAAAGAACAAUUGGAGGAGCUGAGAAAAGACCUGGAUCGAGAGAGGACAGAAAGUAAGGCUGCUAUAAACCUCUACAAUGAAGAGAAAGAACAAAUAAAGGAGAGAGGAAGAAAACUACAAGUUGAAAAGGAAAACGUUGAAAUGUUAUUGGAGGAGGUAACCAGGCAACGAGAAGCAGCUGCAGAAGCAAUGUCCGUCAUCAAUGAAGAUAAAGAAAAACUUCAACAACAGAAUGCAGAGUUGGAGGAGAAGAUACAGGAAAUACAGAGAGAAAAGGAUUCCUUGAAACAACAAGAACUCAGAGUCACUACAGAAGUAGAGUUGAGAAAAAAUGAACUGGAGACACAAAUUGAAGAGCUGCGAUCUUCCAAUGAGUUGCUACAGAAAGACAGAAAACAGUUGGAAGAAGCAACGAAGGAACUAGACAGACAAAGACAAGAACAGGAAGUAGCCAUGAGCCUCAUAAAUGAAGAGAAACAGCAGCUUGAGGAAGACAGGAUGAAAUCAGAACGUGACAAAGAACAAGUGGAGGCCUUGAUGAAAGACGUGAAUAAUAAAAAUUUUGAGAUUGAGGCUGCUAAGAGACACAUCGACGAAGAGAAAGACAAGCUAUUGAAAAUGAGGGCAGAACUGGACAUGAGGAAACAGGAAGUCGAACGCCAACAAGACGACCUGAAACAACAACUAGAGCAAAGACAAAAUGAACUGGAGACACGAUUUAAAGAACUCCAAUCUUACAGCCAGCUGUGGAAGGUAGAGAAACAACAAUUGGAGGAGCUGAGAAAAGACCUAGAUGGAGAGAGGUCAGAAAGUAAGGCUGCUAUAAACCUCUACAAUGAAGAGAAAGAACAAAUAAAGGAGGGAGGAAGAAAACUACAAGUUGAAAAGGAAAAUUUGGAAACAUUAAUGGAGGAUGUGACCUGGCAACGAAAAGAAAUUACAGAAGCAAUGGCCAACAUCAGUGAAGAGAAACAACAGCUUCAGGAAGACUGGAUGAAAUCAGAAAGUGACAAAGAACAAGUGGAGGCCUUGAUGGAAGAAGUGAAAAAUAAAAGUUUAGAGAUUGAGGCUGCCAAGAGUAACAUCGAUGAAGAAAAAGAGCAGCUAUUGAAAAUGAGGGCAGAACUGGACAUGAGGAAACAGGAAGUCGAACGCCAACAAGACAACCUGAAACAACAACUAGAGCUAAGACAAAAUCAACUGGAGACACGAUUUGAAGAACUCCAAUCUUACAGCCAGCUGUGGAAGGUAGAGAAACAACAAUUGGAGGAGCUGAGAAAAGACCUGGAUCGAAAGAGGACAGAAAGUAAGGCUGCUAUAAACCUCUACAAUGAAGAGAAAGAACAAAUAAAGGAGAGAGGAAGAAAACUACAAGUUGAAAAGGAAAACGUUGAAAUGUUAUUGGAGGAUGUAACCAGGCAACGAGAAGCAGCUGCAGAAGCAAUGUCCGUCAUCAAUGAAGAUAAAGAAAAACUUCAACAACAGAAUGCAGAGUUGGAGGAGAAGAUACAGGAAAUACAGAGAGAAAAGGAUUCCUUGAAACAACAUGAACUCAGAGUCACUACAGAACUAGAGUUGAGAAAAAAUGAACUGGAGACACAAACUGAAGAGCUGCAAUCUUCCAAUGAGUUGCUACUGAAAGACAGAAAACAGUUGGAAGAAUCAACGAAGGAACUAGACAGACAAAGACAAGAACAGGAAGUAGCCAUGAGCCUCAUAAAUGAAGAGAAACAGCAGCUUGAGGAAGACAGGAUGAAAUCAGAACGUGACAAAGAACAAGUGGAGGCCUUGAUGGAAGACGUGAAUAAUACAAAUUUUGAGAUUGAGGCUGCUAAGAGACACGUCGACGAAGAGAAAGACAAGCUAUUGAAAAUGAGGGCAGAACUGGACAUGAGGAAACAGGAAGUCGAACGCCAACAAGACGACCUGAAACAACAACUAGAGCAAAGACAAAAUGAACUGGAGACACGAUUUAAAGAUCUCCAAUCUUACAGCCAGCUGUGGCAGGUAGAGAAACAACAAUUGGAGGAGCUGAGAAAAGACCUGGAUCGAGAGAGGUCAGAAAGUAAGGCUGCUAUAAACCUCUACAAUGAAGAGAAAGAACAAAUAAAGGAGGGAGGAAGAAAACUACAAGUUGAAAAGGAAAAUUUGGAAACAUUAAUGGAGGAUGUGACCUGGCAACGAAAAGAAAUUACAGAAGCAAUGGCCAACAUCAGUGAAGAGAAACAACAGCUUCAGGAAGACAGGAUGAAAUCAGAAAGUGACAAAGAACAAGUGGAGGCCUUGAUGGAAGAAGUGAAAAAUAAGAGUUUAGAGAUUGAGGCUGCCAAGAGUAACAUCGAUGAAGAAAAAGAGCAGCUAUUGAAAAUGAGGGCAGAACUGGACAUGAGGAAACAGGAAGUCGAACGCCAACAAGACAACCUGAAACAACAACUAGAGCUAAGACAAAAUGAACAGGAGACACGAUUUGAAGAACUCCAAUCUUACAGCCAGCUGUGGAAGGUAGAGAAAGAACAAUUGGAGGAGCUGAGAAAAGACCUGGAUCGAGAGAGGACAGAAAGUAAGGCUGCUAUAAACCUCUACAAUGAAGAGAAAGAACAAAUAAAGGAGAGAGGAAGAAAACUACAAGUUGAAAAGGAAAACGUUGAAAUGUUAUUGGAGGAGGUAACCAGGCAACGAGAAGCAGCUGCAGAAGCAAUGUCCGUCAUCAAUGAAGAUAAAGAAAAACUUCAACAACAGAAUGCAGAGUUGGAGGAGAAGAUACAGGAAAUACAGAGAGAAAAGGAUUCCUUGAAACAACAAGAACUCAGAGUCACUACAGAACUAGAGUUGAGAAAAAAUGAACUGGAGACACAAACUGAAGAGCUGCAAUCUUCCAAUGAGUUGCUACUGAAAGACAGAAAACAGUUGGAAGAAUCAACGAAGGAACUAGACAGACAAAGACAAGAACAGGAAGUAGCCAUGAGCCUCAUAAAUGAAGAGAAACAGCAGCUUGAGGAAGACAGGAUGAAAUCAGAACGUGACAAAGAACAAGUGGAGGCCUUGAUGGAAGACGUGAAUAAUACAAAUUUUGAGAUUGAGGCUGCUAAGAGACACGUCGACGAAGAGAAAGACAAGCUAUUGAAAAUGAGGGCAGAACUGGACAUGAGGAAACAGGAAGUCGAACGCCAACAAGACGACCUGAAACAACAACUAGAGCAAAGACAAAAUGAACUGGAGACACGAUUUAAAGAUCUCCAAUCUUACAGCCAGCUGUGGCAGGUAGAGAAACAACAAUUGGAGGAGCUGAGAAAAGACCUGGAUCGAGAGAGGUCAGAAAGUAAGGCUGCUAUAAACCUCUACAAUGAAGAGAAAGAACAAAUAAAGGAGGGAGGAAGAAAACUACAAGUUGAAAAGGAAAAUCUGGAAACAUUAAUGGAGGAUGUGACCUGGCAACGAAAAGAAAUUACAGAAGCAAUGGCCAACAUCAGUGAAGAGAAACAACAGCUUCAGGAAGACAGGAUGAAAUCAGAAAGUGACAAAGAACAAGUGGAGGCCUUGAUGGAAGAAGUGAAAAAUAAGAGUUUAGAGAUUGAGGCUGCCAAGAGUAACAUCGAUGAAGAAAAAGAGCAGCUAUUGAAAAUGAGGGCAGAACUGGACAUGAGGAAACAGGAAGUCGAACGCCAACAAGACAACCUGAAACAACAACUAGAGCUAAGACAAAAUGAACAGGAGACACGAUUUGAAGAACUCCAAUCUUACAGCCAGCUGUGGAAGGUAGAGAAAGAACAAUUGGAGGAGCUGAGAAAAGACCUGGAUCGAGAGAGGACAGAAAGUAAGGCUGCUAUAAACCUCUACAAUGAAGAGAAAGAACAAAUAAAGGAGAGAGGAAGAAAACUACAAGUUGAAAAGGAAAACGUUGAAAUGUUAUUGGAGGAGGUAACCAGGCAACGAGAAGCAGCUGCAGAAGCAAUGUCCGUCAUCAAUGAAGAUAAAGAAAAACUUCAACAACAGAAUGCAGAGUUGGAGGAGAAGAUACAGGAAAUACAGAGAGAAAAGGAUUCCUUGAAACAACAAGAACUCAGAGUCACUACAGAAGUAGAGUUGAGAAAAAAUGAACUGGAGACACAAAUUGAAGAGCUGCGAUCUUCCAAUGAGUUGCUACAGAAAGACAGAAAACAGUUGGAAGAAGCAACGAAGGAACUAGACAGACAAAGACAAGAACAGGAAGUAGCCAUGAGCCUCAUAAAUGAAGAGAAACAGCAGCUUGAGGAAGACAGGAUGAAAUCAGAACGUGACAAAGAACAAGUGGAGGCCUUGAUGAAAGACGUGAAUAAUAAAAAUUUUGAGAUUGAGGCUGCUAAGAGACACAUCGACGAAGAGAAAGACAAGCUAUUGAAAAUGAGGGCAGAACUGGACAUGAGGAAACAGGAAGUCGAACGCCAACAAGACGACCUGAAACAACAACUAGAGCAAAGACAAAAUGAACUGGAGACACGAUUUAAAGAACUCCAAUCUUACAGCCAGCUGUGGAAGGUAGAGAAACAACAAUUGGAGGAGCUGAGAAAAGACCUAGAUGGAGAGAGGUCAGAAAGUAAGGCUGCUAUAAACCUCUACAAUGAAGAGAAAGAACAAAUAAAGGAGGGAGGAAGAAAACUACAAGUUGAAAAGGAAAAUUUGGAAACAUUAAUGGAGGAUGUGACCUGGCAACGAAAAGAAAUUACAGAAGCAAUGGCCAACAUCAGUGAAGAGAAACAACAGCUUCAGGAAGACAGGAUGAAAUCAGAAAGUGACAAAGAACAAGUGGAGGCCUUGAUGGAAGAAGUGAAAAAUAAAAGUUUAGAGAUUGAGGCUGCCAAGAGUAACAUCGAUGAAGAAAAAGAGCAGCUAUUGAAAAUGAGGGCAGAACUGGACAUGAGGAAACAGGAAGUCGAACGCCAACAAGACGACCUGAAACAACAACUAGAGCAAAGACAAAAUGAACUGGAGACACGAUUUAAAGAUCUCCAAUCUUACAGCCAGCUGUGGCAGGUAGAGAAACAACAAUUGGAGGAGCUGAGAAAAGACCUGGAUCGAGAGAGGUCAGAAAGUAAGGCUGCUAUAAACCUCUACAAUGAAGAGAAGGAACAAAUAAAGGAGGGAGGAAGAAAACUACAAGUUGAAAAGGAAAAUCUGGAAACAUUAAUGGAGGAUGUGACCUGGCAACGAAAAGAAAUUACAGAAGCAAUGGCCAACAUCAGUGAAGAGAAACAACAGCUUCAGGAAGACAGGAUGAAAUCAGAAAGUGACAAAGAACAAGUGGAGGCCUUGAUGGAAGAAGUGAAAAAUAAGAGUUUAGAGAUUGAGGCUGCCAAGAGUAACAUCGAUGAAGAAAAAGAGCAGCUAUUGAAAAUGAGGGCAGAACUGGACAUGAGGAAACAGGAAGUCGAACGCCAACAAGACAACCUGAAACAACAACUAGAGCUAAGACAAAAUGAACAGGAGACACGAUUUGAAGAACUCCAAUCUUACAGCCAGCUGUGGAAGGUAGAGAAAGAACAAUUGGAGGAGCUGAGAAAAGACCUGGAUCGAGAGAGGACAGAAAGUAAGGCUGCUAUAAACCUCUACAAUGAAGAGAAAGAACAAAUAAAGGAGAGAGGAAGAAAACUACAAGUUGAAAAGGAAAACGUUGAAAUGUUAUUGGAGGAGGUAACCAGGCAACGAGAAGCAGCUGCAGAAGCAAUGUCCGUCAUCAAUGAAGAUAAAGAAAAACUUCAACAACAGAAUGCAGAGUUGGAGGAGAAGAUACAGGAAAUACAGAGAGAAAAGGAUUCCUUGAAACAACAAGAACUCAGAGUCACUACAGAAGUAGAGUUGAGAAAAAAUGAACUGGAGACACAAAUUGAAGAGCUGCGAUCUUCCAAUGAGUUGCUACAGAAAGACAGAAAACAGAUGGAAGAAGCAACGAAGGAACUAGACAGACAAAGACAAGAACAGGAAGUAGCCAUGAGCCUCAUAAAUGAAGAGAAACAGCAGCUUGAGGAAGACAGGAUGAAAUCAGAACGUGACAAAGAACAAGUGGAGGCCUUGAUGGAAGACGUGAAUAAUACAAAUUUUGAGAUUGAGGCUGCUAAGAGACACGUCGACGAAGAGAAAGACAAGCUAUUGAAAAUGAGGGCAGAACUGGACAUGAGGAAACAGGAAGUCGAACGCCAACAAGACGACCUGAAACAACAACUAGAGCAAAGACAAAAUGAACUGGAGACACGAUUUAAAGAUCUCCAAUCUUACAGCCAGCUGUGGCAGGUAGAGAAACAACAAUUGGAGGAGCUGAGAAAAGACCUGGAUCGAGAGAGGUCAGAAAGUAAGGCUGCUAUAAACCUCUACAAUGAAGAGAAAGAACAAAUAAAGGAGGGAGGAAGAAAACUACAAGUUGAAAAGGAAAAUCUGGAAACAUUAAUGGAGGAUGUGACCUGGCAACGAAAAGAAAUUACAGAAGCAAUGGCCAACAUCAGUGAAGAGAAACAACAGCUUCAGGAAGACAGGAUGAAAUCAGAAAGUGACAAAGAACAAGUGGAGGCCUUGAUGGAAGAAGUGAAAAAUAAGAGUUUAGAGAUUGAGGCUGCCAAGAGUAACAUCGAUGAAGAAAAAGAGCAGCUAUUGAAAAUGAGGGCAGAACUGGACAUGAGGAAACAGGAAGUCGAACGCCAACAAGACAACCUGAAACAACAACUAGAGCUAAGACAAAAUCAACAUGGAGACACGAUUUGA